AUGGCAGCUCGGUUGGCAGAGGCUCGCGAAUCGCCCCAUUCGCUGCGGGACGCAUUGCACGCCGCCAGCGGUGGCAAGACCAACUCUACGACGCCAUCAGAGACCACUAGCGAGGAGGACUACGACUUUCCAAAGCCCUCGGAAAGGCGUCUCCACGACAGGAAACUGUCCCUCGACGGUUCAACCUUAUCCGAAGCGUCGAGCAUCGACGAGUCCGUGAAUGGGGCGUCUGGUCAGAAGGAUCUCAAGACCUACGUGCUUUCCGCCGAUGACCGGGAACUUCGCGAUGUCAUCAGGCGGGGCCUCGAGAGGGAGAAGGACCCGAAGCGGCCACGGAGGCCAGGCAAGUUUAGUGAUUUGGUCUUCACUCGACAAUUCUCUACGUUUGACAGACAGAACCAAAAGGCGGCCAACAGCCCCUUUCAUGGCUUCUACACGCUGUUCUGGCUAGCCGUGGCUCUCUUCGUCGUCAAGAUCGGAGCAACCAACUGGAGAGCCACCGGCAGCCCCCUGGGCACGAACGAGAUCAUGAAAACCAUGUUCAGGCGCGACGUCAUUGUGCUCCUGGCAUCCGACGGCGUCAUGUGCGGCAUCACAGGCUUCGGUUGGGUUCUGCAGCGCCUCAUCUUCAGCGGCUACCUGGACUGGGACCGCUCCGGCUGGAUUAUCCAGAAUAUCUGGCAGUCGAUCUUCAUCGGCUGCGUCGUCGGCCUGACCCUCAUACGGGACUGGCCCUGGACACACACCGUCUUCUUCGUCCUCCACGGCAUCGUGAUGCUCAUGAAGCAGCACUCCUACGCCUUCUACAACGGCUACCUCUCCACAGCCUACAAGAAGCGAAACCACCUCCUCUCCAAACUGAAACAGCUCGAGCACGUCGCCCCCAUCAACUCCCCCUCCGCCACCAGCCCCUCGGCCUCCGCCGUCUCCGUCUCCCACCUCGCGCACCCCCCGUCCGCCGCCGAGAUGAAGGGCCGCCGGCAGUCCGUCACCGCCCACGCCCGCAGCGGCCCGGACACGACGGACCUCGACCGCAUCUCGCACGCCAUCGAGUCCGGCGAGCCCCUCGACGCCGAUCAGGUCCGCGUCUUCGAGCGCAUCAUCAGGUGGGAGAUCGACGGCCUCACCGACGAGCUGCGCGGCAAGGCCACCAGCGUCGUCCGCGCGUACCCCAACAACCUCACCCUGGCGAACCACUACGAGUACAUCGUGCUCCCGACCGUCGUGUACGAGCUCGAGUACCCCCGCUCCGACUCGAUCGACUGGUAUUACGUCGCCGAGAAGACGGCCGCGAUCUUCGGCAUCAUCUUCGUCAUGAUCAUGGUGUCUCAAGCCUUCAUCUAUCCCGUCGUAAUGCAGACCGUCGCUAUGAAGGAGGUCGGCAUGCCCCUGGCCGAACGCCUCCGCUACGUCCCCUGGAUGCUGAGCGAUCUCGUGUUCCCGUUCAUGAUGGAGUACAUGAUGGCAUGGUAUCUCAUUUGGGAAACCAUCCUCAACACCCUCGCGGAGCUCACCUACUUCGCCGACAGAAGCUUCUACGACGCGUGGUGGAACAGCGUCUCCUGGGACCAAUUCGCUCGCGAUUGGAACCGACCCGUUCACAACUUCCUCCUCCGCCACGUCUACCACAGCUCCAUCUCGUCGAUGAAAGUGAACCGCCACACGGCGACGCUCAUCACCUUCUUCCUCUCGGCCUGUGUCCACGAAUUGGUCAUGUGGUGCUUGUUCAAGAAACUCAGGGGCUACCUCCUGUUCUUGCAAAUGUGUCAGCUGCCGCUCGUGCAGUUGAGUAGAACAAGCUGGAUGAAGGGUCGCAAGACGUUGGGGAACAUCAUGUUUUGGUUCGGCAUCUUCACGGGACCGAGUCUGCUAUGCAGCCUGUAUCUUAUUUUGUAA
Colletotrichum karsti is the source of this 1896-nucleotide messenger RNA. RefSeq names its product MBOAT family protein. The coding region runs from base 1 to 1896 and encodes 631 amino acids. Gene Ontology annotation, molecular function: ergosterol O-acyltransferase activity. Gene Ontology annotation, biological process: ergosterol metabolic process. The transcript has 9 exons. The record is from RefSeq and is a predicted model, not a curated record. Lineage: Eukaryota; Fungi; Ascomycota; Sordariomycetes; Glomerellales; Glomerellaceae. Gene Ontology annotation, cellular component: endoplasmic reticulum membrane.